Suillus plorans is the source of this 873-nucleotide messenger RNA. RefSeq lists its product as uncharacterized. The transcript is spliced from 12 exons. Bases 40 to 873 code for a protein of 277 amino acids. The record is from RefSeq and is a predicted model, not a curated record. Lineage: Eukaryota; Fungi; Basidiomycota; Agaricomycetes; Boletales; Suillaceae.
ACUAAGGUUGCCUCUCACCCACACCCAUUCUCUACCAAUAUGACCAUAGUCUCAAAUGAUCCCGCUUGGUGGUCAGCCAUCAAUGGAUAUCGUUUGGUCAGCUAUUUUGAAGUCGCCGCCUUUGUUACAGUGAUGUAUGAUUGGGCACUUACAUUUGGACAAGAGGUGGAGCUCAUCUGGAGGCAACGAUGGUCCCUAAUGACAGUUCUGUAUCUCGGUGCGCGUUACCUUGGACUCUUAUACGCUGCGGUGAACACGCUGAUCGAUGUUCCGACCAUCUCACUGACAGAUACAAAAAUCCUGCUAUUUCUCACUGUCACCUUUCUGGCUGUCAACACUUUCGAUGCAGUGGUCGCCGUAAUGACAACGAUGUAUACUUCAGGGGAGGAACUCAUUCUCUCUGGCACUUAUCAGUGCCGGAUUGACUAUGCGGAAGAUACCUUGUUUCUAUAUCUUCUUACUUGGAUACUUGCCACCAUGUGGGAGGUUCUCGCACUAUGUCUCGCAGUCUGGAUUGUGGUAAAACACUUCCAUGAACUGCGACAACAUUCGGCAGGAGGCAUUAUCGAGAACUGUUUCAUGGUGUUGAUAAAAACUCAUGUAGUUUACUUUGUGAGCUUUGUUACUGUUUCUUGCUUCUAUUUCAUUCUUGCGUUCUCUCCAAUCUUUACGGACAAUCUUCUGGAUGCUGAGAUUAUUUCUGGGUAUGUUCAGAUUUUGGAGGUCGUGCAGAUGUUUGUGUUGGGACCGCGCCUGAUCCUUUGCAUUCGGGCAUACUACGCCAAGCUCGUUGCCGAUUCCGACGCAGCAACUGUUACGACCUCAAUCGCUUUCCAGGAGCGCAUGCAUAUAUUGACUAUCAGUGGUGUGUGA